AUGGAUUUUCAGAAUUCCAAGCAUCUGCUGGCCGCAGUACAGAAGAUGCGAACGGAAUACCUCAAGACCGCUCGUACCACUGCUAUCUCAGUUCAGCAAAACGCUACCUGCCGUGAUGACCCCGUCAAGGGUCCUCUCUGGGUCAGCAAGUUCUCUAUUCCCAGCCCGACAGAAGAUACAUCUCGCGACCUUCUCCUGCAACUGGUCGACGAGGCCAACGAACACUCUGUCCGCUACGACCGCCCGUCAUCUGCUCCACUUGACUUUGAGUGGGUGGGUUUCAGAAAUCAGGUUCAAAAGGAUACACCAGAGCCAGCUAUUGGGGAGAAUGAAAAGUUUCUGGAAUUGUCGAAGGAGACCAAGAGCCCAUUGACUAUUCUCUAUGUUUAUGGAGGCUCUUUUGUCUUGAACUCUCCUUCUAGUUAUCGAAAGACAGCUGCCGCCUUGUCCCAGACUACAGGUGCUAAGGUACUACUUGUCCGACAACGACUAGCACCUCAGAAUCCCUUCCCAGCAGCUCUAUUAGAUAUAUUCCAAGCAUACUUGACCCUUCUCAUCCCUCCCACGGGCAGUCCGCAUAAGCCCAUUCCCCCUUCCUCAAUUGUGAUUGCUGGUGAUAGUUCAGGCGCUACUCUUGCCCUAGGCCUUCUCCAGGUCUUACUCCGAUUACAGCGUCGGGGAGCAAGUAUCACCUUUCAUGGUGCUGCGGUACCAGCGAAAGGUAGCAUUCCUGCUGGGAUAUCCCUACUCAGCCCAGCAGCGGACUUGAGCAAUGCCUUUCCAUCGUUUGAAAGCAAUGCCAAAAGUGACAUAUUCCCUGUCCCCAUUGAGAAGCUUCCUUAUCUGGAGAAAAGCUUUCCCACGUGUUCAGUUUGGCCAACACGACCACCCCGCGCUAAUCUCUACUGUGACGCCGGCAUGCUUGCCCAUCCACUAGCGAGUCCCGCCGCCGCUAGUGCAGACGACUGGGCGGGCAUGUGUCCGAUCUGGAUGGGUUCGGGUCAAGAGCAGACUGUUGACGCAUCACGGUUAGUGGCGCGGGAGAUCCACCGGGCCGGCGGGUCAGUUACAUUGCAGGAAUACGAAGGCAUGCCCCACACUUUUUUCUGGGUCUUUCGGUCGGCCCCGCAGACGAAGAAAAUCCUGAAAGACUGGGCGCAAGCGAUCGUUGAUUUCGGGCAGGGCGGCAAGCGACCGCUGUCAAGUGCACAAUUCAUCAAGGCAAAGGGUCUAGUAGCAGAGCCACUGCAGAUUGAUAGCCUAGUGCCUUUUACAGUGAAGGAAGCGCGGGAGAUGAUGUACAAGAAGACAGCAGGCUAUAAGGUGCCAGCGUUUCACCGGGAGGGAUACGUAUCCAAUUUGUAG
This is a messenger RNA of Penicillium longicatenatum, 1365 nucleotides long. Its product is annotated as benzoate 4-monooxygenase cytochrome P450. The transcript has 2 exons. Lineage: Eukaryota; Fungi; Ascomycota; Eurotiomycetes; Eurotiales; Aspergillaceae. The record is from RefSeq and is a predicted model, not a curated record. Bases 1 to 1365 code for a protein of 454 amino acids. Gene Ontology annotation, molecular function: hydrolase activity.